AUGGACCUCUUGCGCAACCUAGGAAGGGGAGCUUCCUCCUGUUCGAAACGUCCGCCGCCGACACGCGACGACUCUCCCAUCUCGGACAUUGACGACUCGAACGGUAAAGGCGAUGUCGCGAUCGAUGUUGGGAUCAAGGCUGUGUUGAACGCUGCUAGCGAUGUUCGCGGAACGAUUCCCGAUGGAGUUGCGGUUGAGGAUGCGAAGAAGGAGAUCAUCGUGCAGCAACAGCAGCGUCAAGCGGUUGUGACGGACACGCAGCAGGCGGUGGAGGAAAAGAAACGAUGUGAGGAGGAGGAGGAGGAAGAGGUGGAUGAAUUGGUGACUGUUGUCGGCGAUGAUGGCGAUGUUGGUGAGGGUGUGGGUGUGGGGAAGGAUGGAGUCAGAAAAGCGGGGGUGAGUGCAGAGGGUGUUUCGUCAGGAGCUGCUUCUACCCGCAGUGCGGAGAACAUCGUGGAUAUCAAGGUCGACGCGAUCAAAGCCUCUUCCGUCAACAGUGACGGCCAUCCUGGCCCCGCUCACGGUGUCAACGGCGCACUUGCUCCUCCCGUCCCCGUUACCGCUUCGGAACCCAACACGAACAACACGGGUGGUCAGUCCGACCCUCAACCUCGACCUAAUCCGCAACCUCAAGCUAUCCCGCAACCUCAACCUGUCCCGCAACCUCAACCCAUCCCGCAACCUCAACCCAUCCCGCAACCUCAACCUAUCCCGCAAGCCGCCAACGGCGGAGACGUCGACAUGCCCGACGACCUCAACCCUCCCCCGCCCUCCCCUCCUCCUCAACGAUCCUCCGCACCCACCCCGGCUCCCGCUCCCGCUAUCAUCUCUAUCAACAUCCGAGACGCCAACAACUACGGAACCUGGUUCCGCUGCAAACCCUCAACCAAACUAUCGAAGCUUUUCACAGCCUACGCCGAUCGAUAUGAUACAGACCUCAGCAAGAUCCGUUUCAUCUCGCAAGAGGGGAUUCAGCUGCCCAAGACUAGUUUAAGGAUGACAGUGAGUGGAGCAGGGUUGGAGGAUGGGGAUGAGAUCGAUGUUAUGCUCGAGCAGAUUGGUGGUUGA
Messenger RNA from Pseudozyma hubeiensis SY62, 1068 nucleotides. RefSeq lists its product as hypothetical. Bases 1 to 1068 code for a protein of 355 amino acids. Gene Ontology annotation, molecular function: protein binding. The transcript is spliced from 2 exons. The record is from RefSeq and is a predicted model, not a curated record. Lineage: Eukaryota; Fungi; Basidiomycota; Ustilaginomycetes; Ustilaginales; Ustilaginaceae.